CUGUCCUGAUAGUCGUUUUGACUGAACCAAAGGGAAAGUAAAAGAUAAAUUAAUUUAAACUUACCUUACCGUCAUGUAUUACAUGCCUACAAAGUCAGUUUGAUUUAAUUUUGCUUCAUUCUAAAAGAUAGGCAGAAAUAAGAGAUGCGAUAUCAAUAAGUUAUACAUUAGUAAUACAUUCGAAUCGUGCCGCACGCGGGUAUUCUGGAAAGUGAAGAAGUCUCAAGAGAUCAGAAAUAUAAUUCGCGAUUAUUAUUCCAUGGGAAAGUGAAACCUACGUUGUACUAACUAGCUAAUUUAAACGGGUGAGUGAACGCGGGAUUCCAUAAAAGGGAUCAUAGAGUAUUUACCCUAAAACAAAAUCAAAGAUGUCCCGCUUCAGGACAAUAAUGGUCACAGGAGGUGCUGGCUACAUAGGUAGUCAUUGCGUGGUCGACCUCCUAGAGGCAGGAUACGAAGUAGUUGCCAUAGACAACUUCGCAAAUGCAGUGGGUGAUGAAGACGGUUCACCAGCUUUGCAGCGAGCGGAAGAAAUCACGGGCAAAAAAAUCACGUUCUAUAAAGCAGAUCUAUUAGACAAACCACAAAUCAACGAUAUCUUUGAUAAGCAUAAGGUGGACUGUGUGAUCCACUUCGCGGCUCUGAAGGCAGUUGGUGAAUCAAUGCAACAACCACUUUUGUACUACCAGAAUAAUCUACUCGGCAUGCUCAACUUAUUGGAGAUAAUGCGAUCCCACAACUGCUACCAAAUGGUCUUCUCGUCGUCGUGCACGGUUUACGGAGAGCCGGAGACCCUGCCGAUCACUGAAACCCAUCAAACCGGCAACAUAACAAAUGUGUAUGGAAGGACAAAGUAUUUUAUUGAGGAGAUGCUUAAAGACUUGAGCGCUGCUGAUGAUAAAUGGAACAUAAUUUCGCUCCGAUACUUUAACCCGGUGGGCGCUCACCCCUCGGGCCUGAUCGGCGAGGACCCAACAAAGGAGUUUACGAACCUCAUGCCCUUCAUGGCACAGGUAGCUCUCGGCAAGAAACCCGUGCUAACUAUCUUCGGAAACGAUUACAAUACGCCUGAUGGAACUGGAAUUCGUGACUACAUACAUGUUAUGGAUCUGGCUAGCGGGCACGUCGCUGCGCUCAAUUUGCUAAGUGACAACCACGGCAAGCUUAAAGUAUACAACCUAGGUACAGGCAAAGGGGUGUCGGUGAAGGAACUGGUGGAAGUUUUUGAGCGCGUUACGAAAGCCAAGGUCCCGGUCAAAUAUGUCGCGAGGCGGAUUGGUGACAUAACAGCGAUGUGGGCGGACGCUUCUCUCGCGAAACAAGAGUUGGGGUGGACCACUAAACGCUCCGUGGAAGAGAUGUGCACCGAUUUCUGGCGAUGGCAGACAAUGAAUCCCGAUGGCUACCCCAAGAAAAACAAAACUACCGUCAUCGUGGUAAACGGGAAGAGUUAACGCAAAUCAUAAUCUAAAAUAUUCCAUUACGUAUAGCCCUAUUAAAUAUUUUAUUUUUAUUUAAA
Molecule: messenger RNA, 1519 nt
Organism: Pararge aegeria (speckled wood butterfly)
Lineage: Eukaryota; Metazoa; Arthropoda; Insecta; Lepidoptera; Nymphalidae
Product: UDP-glucose 4-epimerase-like
Exons: 8
Coding region: 369-1454 (361 amino acids)
Biological process (GO): beta-D-galactose catabolic process via UDP-galactose, Leloir pathway
Cellular component (GO): cytosol
Molecular function (GO): UDP-glucose 4-epimerase activity
Source: RefSeq, a predicted model, not a curated record